Messenger RNA from Astrephomene gubernaculifera, 1602 nucleotides. The record is from the annotation of a GenBank genome assembly. NCBI's taxonomy places the organism in Eukaryota, Viridiplantae, Chlorophyta, Chlorophyceae, Chlamydomonadales, Astrephomenaceae.
CUGGAAUCAAUACAAAACUGCAACGUGUAAGUUUAUUGAAAGCGACCAGGGUUAUCUGCUAUUAGGCUGAUAUUCGCGACAGAUAAAAGUCGCUACCAGCUUAUCCUUGCUGCCACGUGAAAGAAUGCGGUUAUGCUGCUAGCAUAUGACAUGAGAUAAUUAGAGCUAUCCAACUGCGACUACUUAGUUGUCUCCUCCUGUGCUCCGGCAAUGGAUGGUAGCUUGGGCACACCAUGCAGCUGCGCUUCCUCGAGGCGGGCUGUUCCACGCAGCAGUCAUGCACGCUGCGCUCUGCAGUCAACGUUUCUUAUAAAACCUUUACGUGUGCCCUCUCCAUCAAGCACCAUGUCACCACCAUUAAUCCCAGCGCUUCACAGCGUCGUGGAAGGCAGGAUCAUAACCACCUGUAAACCAAGAAAUGCUACACGGAUCCAUACAUUGCGGGCACUUCCAUUAUCCAAGUCCAGUAUCCAGGUUAGCAGCAACGGCAGCACUGAUAGCUACAGCAAUGCCUCAAGCAUCAGCAGCAGCAUCCUCAACCGCCUGCCCAUCCGCAUCCGACCCGCUAGGGAGGCGGACUACUGGCCAGCUGCUGACCUGCACUGCCGUGUCUUUCACCCGGAGGAAACCAGCAGCGUUUCUUGGAAGGCCCUCUCCAUGCGAGUAGACCGCAUCGCAGCACUGCAGAUCAACGACCGAGUAGCGCAGCAGGGGCCGGGCAGGUGUGUGCUGCUGCUGGCGUUUGACAGACGACGACGUCGCUCCCAAGUACGGCAGCAGCGGCUGCAGCAAGAGGGAGACGAACAGUCAGCGGCGGUAGCAGCGGUAGCAGCAGCCAAGCCCUCUGCGCUCGAUGAGGUGUUAUCGGAGGCUGAGGAGGCGGAAGAGGAGGAGGCGCAGUUCCAGGCAGCUGCGGAGGCGGCGGCGACCCACGGGUCACCCCACUGCUGCGACUUCCCUCAGCCCAUGUUCUGGCUGGGCGGCGGGCUGGCGGCGGGAGUGCGGGCGGGGGUGGGGGUGUCACCGGAGGCGGUAGGCCUGCUGGGGGUGGCUGCUGUGGACUCCUUCGGCGACCUGGUGCCCCCGCGGGAGCUGGACUGGCGCACGGACGGACAGAUGGGCUGGUACCGGCGGGACGGCUACGCCUACGUGAGCAACCUGGCAGUGGCUCCCGCGGCCCGGCGUCGGGGGGUGGCUCGGGCGCUGGUGGCGGCAGCGGAGGCGGUGGCGGCGGAGUGGGGCUGCAGGGCGGUGGGGCUGCACUGCAACCCCAACAAGCCGGCACCCUGGGCGCUGUACCGGGGUCUGGGCUACCGCAACAGCGGGGUGCUGGAGCCCGCGAUCAUGCCGUACCUGCACGGCAGGCCGCCCGACCGCUGCGCCUUCCUGGUGAAGCGGCUGCACCCCGCGACGGCAGCAGCGGCGGCGGCGGCGGAGGAGGAGGAGGCAGGAGAGGCAGCAGGGGAGGCGGCGGCGGCGGCGCCAGUAGCAGCAGUAGCAGGCGCUGACACCAUGGGAGCGGGAGCAGCAGCGUGAGAGGCAAGAGCGGCCGAGCAGAGGAGUGGUGAGUGACGGCGGUAACGACAUGAGCACAGGCAGGUG